Dama dama (fallow deer) is the source of this 1034-nucleotide messenger RNA. It is a transcript of the gene TIMM10B, whose product is annotated as translocase of inner mitochondrial membrane 10B. Bases 77 to 424 code for a protein of 115 amino acids. The transcript is spliced from 3 exons. NCBI's taxonomy places the organism in Eukaryota, Metazoa, Chordata, Mammalia, Artiodactyla, Cervidae. The record is from RefSeq and is a predicted model, not a curated record. Gene Ontology annotation, cellular component: mitochondrial intermembrane space chaperone complex.
AGCUACGAGACGUCACUUCCGGGGCGUUACCGAGAGGCUGAAAAGGAAAUAACCUAGAGCUCACGCUGGUGGCGUGAUGGAGCAGCAACAGCAGCAGCAGCAGCAAUUGAGAAACCUGCGGGACUUCCUUUUGGUCUACAAUCGGAUGACGGAACUCUGCUUCCAGCGCUGCGUGCCCAGCCUGCACCACCGAGCUCUGGAUGCUGAGGAGGAGGCCUGUCUGCACAGCUGUGCCGGGAAGCUGAUCCAUUCUAAUCACCGCCUCAUGGCCGCCUACGUGCAGCUCAUGCCCGCCCUGGUACAGCGCCGCAUGGCAGACUACGAGGCUGCCUCAGCUGUGCCACAUGCUGCUGCUGAACAACCAGAAACCUCUCCAUCUAGCAGCUCGCCAUCCGCAAACCUCGGGAAAGGAGGCGCUGGAUGAAGCCUCAAGUUGAAGGAGCCAGUGGACCUAGGGCUGGGUGCAGCCUGUGUAUAGCAAGUGAGGAGUUGUCCGAGAGAUGGGUACUGUUGCUCCUUUUCCUGGAGCUAAUAAACCCACUUUUCCUCUGUUUGGUUUAUAUUCUGGGCAAGGAAGUUUCGCCCGCAUUGUUGGCACCAUCUUUAUUGUUCUGUCAGUUAGUGCUUCAGCCCUGGAAGCAGAGAAAUUGCCUUCUGUAUGUAGAAGGAAAGCCUAUAAUCAGGCAUCUGGUUAAAGCAAGAGCUGAGGGUACAGUUUUAAGACUGGCAAUAGCAACAAGUUGGUUGCCCCAAUGAUAGAAAAUGGGAACUCUAUCUAGCUGUCCUUAAAUCUGUCUGACUUAAAUGGCUUGCUUGGAGAUAUCUUGGAAAACAGAUUAAGAAUCCACAGGGUGUUUAGGCAUUACCUCCUGGGAAGUCAGUAGCCUCAGACAGAGAUGAAACCUGUAAGAAUUCAGGGGUGUUCUGGAACAUCAACCACUUCCUCAAGAUGUUACUCACUUAAUAUUUUCUGUCUUCUUAGGAUGAGCAGUUAAAUCUUUAAAUAAAGAAAAUCUGUGUUCUUGUCUUCAGAA